UUGUCCUAUCCGGUAGCCGUACCCGCUGAAAACAGAUUUAUACGAUGGCGAGUGCGAAGUGCUGCAACGAAGGCCCUUCUAAAGAAGGAGGUCCUCCUGGCAUCCCUCGUCUUUCAGCAGGACCGGAAGAGAAGGGAGGCAGAGUGAAAACUAAGACUGUCUCUUCCAGCACGGCAUCAGGGGACAGUCUGCGCAAGCGCUCUGCUGAUGAGAUCGACCAAGAAGAUGAGUCUAAAAGCAAGCCAGCACCAUCUAAAAUAUCUAAACUGGGGUUUAGCAUGAUUGCGAAGAAACCUACACCAAUCUCUAUCAAGCUGGGAGCAAAUAAACCUAAAGAGCCCACACCUGCCGCACCUACCAAGAAAGCUGGACUUGCAUCUGUUUUUAAUGAGGACGAUGAUAGCGAGCCUGAAGAAAUGCCACCUGAGGCAAAGAUGAGAAUGAAGAAUAUUGGCAGAGAAACGCCCACAUCUGCCGGACCCAAUUCCUUUAACAAAGGAAAGCAAGGAUUCUCAGACCAUCAGAAACUUUGGGAGAGGAAGCUUAAAGCACAGACAGAUCAGUAAUGUCUGGCUGCUUACUAGUUCGCUUUAUGGCUCCGAAAUAUUUCUCGUUUGAUGAACAUUGUACAAAUGUAUAUAUGUAAUGAAUGUUAAUGCUCUGAAGCAUCUUUUUAUUGUAGCUACUUUGAUUUUUUUGUGUGUGUUUUUUUUUUUUUGGUUAAAUAAUGCCUUCACGUGUAAGAUGCAGACUACAACCGAGAAAAUCAGAAUUCUCUCUCUAGCUGUACGAUAUGGGUUUUCCACACCGACUUCUGUUAUCAUUUGCCUAUAUGUUAUCCAGAGAAGGAAUGUAGUGUAGGGUUGUUUCAUCAAGACAUUGUAGUUUAUAAAGUCAUUAAUAAAUGAGAGAUGUGGUAUCA
Molecule: messenger RNA, 922 nt
Organism: Puntigrus tetrazona (Sumatra barb)
Lineage: Eukaryota; Metazoa; Chordata; Actinopteri; Cypriniformes; Cyprinidae
Product: PEST proteolytic signal containing nuclear protein
Exons: 6
Coding region: 45-566 (173 amino acids)
Biological process (GO): proteasome-mediated ubiquitin-dependent protein catabolic process; protein ubiquitination
Cellular component (GO): nucleus
Source: RefSeq, a predicted model, not a curated record